AUGCAAAGCGACUCUACAAAUGUGAGUCCAGCCCCAGAUGCAUUUUUCAGCAGCACAUUGCAGUACAUACAGUUCCAGAAACAGAAAGGUGGGGUAAUGGGCGAGAAAUAUGCCCCUAUCAAGUGUGGGGUUGAGAGGAAGAACGAUGAGGAGAGCCGACGUGUGAGCAUAGUCUAUGAAAAAUGCCCCUGA
Messenger RNA from Prunus armeniaca (apricot), 192 nucleotides. NCBI's taxonomy places the organism in Eukaryota, Viridiplantae, Streptophyta, Magnoliopsida, Rosales, Rosaceae. The record is from the annotation of a GenBank genome assembly.